AUGUAUCAUCACCAUCUUCAGCAGCAGCAGCAGCAGCGUGGAGAAGCGGAAGCGGCAGAUCAGGAUCAGGACAGCAGCAUGUCCAACCUCACCACCUCCGCCUCCGCUUCCGCCAAACCUCCUCCUCCUCCUCCCCCAACCCCGGCCUCCAACAAGCGCAAGCGAAGCCUACCCGGCAACCCCGACCCAGAGUCGGAGGUGGUUGCGCUGUCUCCGGCGACGCUGAUGGCGACGAACCGGUUCCUGUGUGAGAUCUGCGGCAAGGGGUUCCAGCGCGACCAGAACCUGCAGCUGCACCGGCGCGGGCACAACCUGCCAUGGAAGCUGAAGCAGCGCGGGAGCAAGGAGGUGGUGCGGAAGAAGGUGUACAUCUGCCCGGAGGCGUCGUGCGUGCACCACGACCCGUCGCGCGCGCUGGGCGACCUCACCGGGAUCAAGAAGCACUUCUUCCGCAAGCACGGCGAGAAGAAGUGGAAGUGCGACAAGUGCUCCAAGAAGUACGCCGUGCAGUCCGACUGGAAGGCGCACUCCAAGAUCUGCGGCACCCGCGAGUACAAGUGCGACUGCGGGACCGUCUUCUCCAGGCGGGACAGCUUCAUCACGCACCGGGCCUUCUGCGACGCGCUCACCGAGGAGAGCAACAAGGCCAUCAGCGGGGGCGGCCUGCCACUGCCACCCAUCGCGCACGCCCAGCACCACGCCAUGCUCUAUUCGCCGCACGAUCUGAUGCAGCAGCACCACCACCAGGAGCUCGCCGCGUUCCAGGACCACCAGCACCAGGUCAUGCAGCAGAAUUGCAACUUCGACGUGAAGCCGGAGAUGCAGCCGUGGCCAACCAUGCCCUACGACGACGUCCACCACCCGCUGCUGCAGCCGCUCUGCAGCGCCACCGCGCAGAGCUCCGCCACGUCCGUGCCGACGCCUACGCACCACCAGCAGCAGCAGCUUCCCGCGGCAGCCGCGCACCUGUCGGCCACAGCGCUCCUACAGAAGGCGGCGCAGAUGGGCGCCACCAUCGGCGGGGCCGGCGCUGGCGGGGCGGGAGUGCACUACACCCAGAUGGCCGGCUCGGCGACCAGCGCGACCGGCAGCGCCACGUUCGGGCUCGGCCUCUCGUGCCUCAGCAACCAGCAGAUGAUGAGCCUCGCCAGGACCGCCUCCCAGGGCCGGAGCGGCGAGGAAGGCGGCGCCUCGGGAGGGGCCAACGACGGCAUGACCAGGGACUUCCUGGGGCUGCGCGCCUUCUCGCACCGCGACAUCCUCGGCCUCGCCGGCUUUGACUCGUCGUGCAUGGGCGCCGCCGUGAACACGGCCGGCAACAACACCAACAUGGCUCCCUGCUACGAGCCACAGCAACAAGGACAGCCGCAGCCGCAGCCGCCGCAGCAGCAGAUCAGCAACGAGCCGUGGCAUGGCAUGGGUAGCCAUAGCUAG
Triticum turgidum subsp. durum (durum wheat) is the source of this 1434-nucleotide messenger RNA. Lineage: Eukaryota; Viridiplantae; Streptophyta; Magnoliopsida; Poales; Poaceae. The record is from the annotation of a GenBank genome assembly.